Podospora bellae-mahoneyi is the source of this 4028-nucleotide messenger RNA. It is a transcript of the gene SPE3, whose product is annotated as putrescine aminopropyltransferase. Gene Ontology annotation, biological process: polyamine metabolic process. The transcript has 5 exons. Gene Ontology annotation, molecular function: catalytic activity. The record is from RefSeq and is a predicted model, not a curated record. Lineage: Eukaryota; Fungi; Ascomycota; Sordariomycetes; Sordariales; Podosporaceae. Bases 2898 to 3776 code for a protein of 292 amino acids.
CUUCUGCAGCGCUCAUCUUUCCAUGCAUCGAUGCACCCAUGUCCAUCCAUGCAACCCCAUUCUUCUUCUCGCCUCGAGGGGCCCUGCGUGGGCCGUGCUGAAGAGAGCGCGGUACACUAGCAAGGCACGCCGGACACACCUUGAAAAGUGGUAAGCACUUGUUCAGGGGUUCAUGUCUUGCAACUGCCUGCAUCUAUCUCAGCAUCUCGUGCUUCUUCUUUUUUGAGUAGAGGUACAGAGUAUUCAUUCCUCAAUGUCUUUCAUUGUUCCACCUACCGAGUACUGCACACUGGCCACGCGGUGGUCCUCGUGGUUCGGGUGGGCCGUGUGUUCUGGAAUUCCUCUUCUUUUGCUGCGCAGUAUCAUCGGUGCAUUUCGCCAAUGUCCAAUACCAGCAGAUCCGAUGGAGUGGCCAAGCCCGUCAAGGUCGGGUCCGCAAUCCGUAACGGUUGAUCGCAACUAAAACCUCCAGUUUGUCAUCAAAAAGGACUCCAUCAGUCGCCAGCUUUGGCGCCAUCGCCACGGAUUUCAGCUCGCUUCCUUGCCUCUUAUCAAGGCCUGCUCUGUCAACACCGGCCGUAACAACCGGAAGCGGAGGCAGGGCCCGCUCCGGCGCAACAACUGGGCAGCAUGCUCAACCCUUAAAUUCUAGGUAUCCGUAUGCCUUUACACUACAGCCAACUUUGACGGUACCGAACUGAUGGUUUUUCACGCUGCCCUUCAAGAAGUCUUACUCAAAGACACCAGAACACGAAGACCGAGCGCUUGCGCCUAUGCGCGUGUCCUGUAUCUCGGCAAUGCACUUUUUCCUACCAAGAACGGCGGAAACCCCCUUUUAUUGCGCCCCAGGCUGCAGCUGCCUCUCCGCGCUAGCUCCGAAGCUGGACAAUGAGUUGAAUUGAAGAUGUGGGCGGGUCCUUUGACUUCACAUGCACCAAUGAAGGACCGCGGGCAGAUGCAGGUCGACGGCUCGGGCUCACUUCGACUCCAGAUUUACCACAUUUUCCCCGAGCCACUCACCUUGUAAGAGGCCCCUGUGGCCUGCUAGCCUUUCAAACUGCCACAAAAUGCCACGCGAACCGCCCCGAGCGUUUGGGCCUGAUCUGUGCGCUUCAAGUGUCAGAUGUUCGUCAUUGUUUUUGGUCUUUGGGCUCACCAAGCUGUCGAUAGGCUCACUGACUGGGAACUGCCAGAUAGAUGCCUACGGUACAUUCUCUCCGGUGGCGGAUGGACGUGACCAUCUCCAGCGUGCGCAGCAUCUUGUGGAGUUGACCUGUGUAGCUUCAAAACUUCGUUUCUUUUUCCGUCUUUCGCAAUCAUCCAUGAGAUGAGGGGCAAGCGAGAAUGGACUUCACCAGGGCUUGGGUGGACACUUUCACUAAAAGUUCCUACCUAGCCCUACUGGUUGACUGACAAGAAGGGCACAGAUCAGCCCUCAGUGAGACGGGAAUGGAGUUCGUCAUGAUGAUUUCGUGUUCAAUGACACACGCAAAGGAAGCUUUUGACGACAUCCAAAGCCACGGUGUUCCUGGAAACAUCUACAGAGCACCAAUCAGAGCCACAUGGCAGCAACGCCAACAUAUACCGAUUAAUAUAUUCUGCAGCUACGCCGAUUCCGCAGUGUGGGCAUGCGGCGUCAUUUUUGUUUUUUGAUAGUGCGUUUCGGGCGACUGCAUGGCCGCAGACAUUCUCACCGGUCUUUGGCUCACUGAACAGUUUAGGAGCAGCGGGAGGGUGGUCUCGGAGGGGUGCAGGGACCCGAGCCAUCAAGCUGACCUCGGCGAAUCUACAAUCUAUUUGUGGUGAUCUGUAUACAGCAUAGCAUCAAAGACAUGUGGUGUCUGGCAAUGAGGCCGAGUCACUGUUACACAGCCUGCUCGAGACAAAAGACACCAACUACCUCGGCCAUAAUUUGCUCAAUAGCUGUCUGCUGGGUAGGAAGGGCCCCCAAUCCGACAUCAUCAUUAUUAUUCCAAACGUGAAGAAGUGAGCAUUAUACAAAUCACGGCACGGCACAUCCCCGGUGGUACGGCCCACGGGGCCCGCAAGCUCUGUGCCUCGGAUUGUCACCAUCCACUUACGGCAGCUCGUGCGCAGUUGAAGUGGUGAGUGAUCGCGCCGUUCCAUGAGCUGCAAACAUCAUCUGCUGAUCUUCAACGCGAUGGUGCCAAUGAUCGGGCGUUCAGACAUUCCUCAGCCCUCAUUAGCGUCCUGCCUUUUUGACCCCUCGGGCCCUCGCUGGGCAAAGGUCCGAGCUGUCGCCGGAGCGGGGCCGUCCAGUCCGGCAGGUAGAGGUCUCCUCUGAGCGGCUCAAUCCCGGCCAUCGCUUUCGCUCUCCGGCUCAACGCCGUGCGUCGCACAGUUGUUGUCCAAGUACACCCAACUUACUUAAAUAACAAUGAAUCUUCCAGACAGACCACAACAUCUCCUUCUCCGCUUUGCUCUAGUGCAGGAGUCUGUCUAUGGCAAGUUGAUUUUGUUGCUAGUGACCCCUCCUCAUUACCCCUCUGCCUCAAAAGCAUUGCCUGUUUUUGAUCGCGAUAAGAUAGUGCGACGACAGCCACGGAUAGCUACGGAUGAAAGGUUGGCAGAUUUCAGACGUCAGAAUGAGUAUUUUCUAGGGUUAUGUGUGAGUUUUUACUUCCAACCCUCAAGAUUGGCUCUCCACACCGCGAAGUUUGGACCCUGUAAUUCGCUCAUACCUCCCUGAAGAAAAAUCUCUGCACCCGCUCGCUACAAUCGGUUUGCCGUAUCGUUGUUGAUAAACCCCACCUCCACCAUAACUUUUUGCCUGCCCCUCCUUCAAGUUGGCUUCACUUCGAGUUUGUGCAAGGCGUCUUCUAUCCAGGCCACUUCAUACCUUCCAGACCACUCGUAACCUCCACCAAUCUCUCAAAAUGGGUGACAUCACACACUCUACCAUCAAGGAUGGCUGGUUCCGCGAGAUCUCCAACAUGUGGCCUGGCCAGGCCAUGACUCUCAAGGUCGAGAAGGUCCUCCACCACGAGAAGUCCAAGUACCAGGAUGUCUUGAUCUUCAAGUCUACUGACUACGGCAACGUCCUCGUCCUGGACAAUGUCAUCCAGGCCACCGAGCGUGAUGAGUUUGCCUACCAGGAGAUGAUCACCAACCUUGCCAUGAUGUCCCACCCUGAGCCCAAGAAGGUCCUCGUCAUUGGCGGUGGUGAUGGCGGUGUCCUCCGUGAGGUCGUCAAGCACGACUGUGUUGAGGAGGCUAUCCUCUGCGACAUCGACGAGGCCGUCAUCCGCCUCUCCAAGCAGUACCUCCCCCACAUGUCCGCUGGCUUCAACCACCCCAAGGUCAAGGUCCACGUCGGCGACGGCUUCAAGUUCCUUGAUGACUACAAGAACACCUUCGACGUCAUCAUCACCGACUCCUCCGACCCCGAGGGUCCCGCCGAGUCUCUCUUCCAGAAGCCCUACUUCAAGCUUCUCCACGACGCCCUCCGUGAGGGCGGUGUCAUUACCACUCAAGGUUCUGAGAACCAAUGGCUCCACCUUCCCCUGAUCACCAAGCUCAAGCAGGACUGCAAGGAGAUCUUCCCCGUGGCCGAGUACGCCUACACCACCAUCCCCACCUACCCCUCGGGCCAGAUCGGCUUCAUGGUCUGCACCAAGGACGCCAACCGCAACGUCAAGGUUCCCCUCCGCUCCUGGACCAAGGAGGAGGAGGAGAAGCACUGCCGCUACUACAACUCCGAGAUCCACAAGGCCAGCUUCGUCCUUCCUACCUUUGCCGCCAAGGCUCUCCAAUAGGCGAUUUAAGAAGGGUGACUGGUUUAAAGACUAGAGGCUCCGGUAUAUUCCAAACAUUUACUAGGAGAUAGCACCGGGAAAAGGAGGGCAGCAAACGGUCAAGCCUUUGCUGCUGUAAAUGGGUAGAGGGCCGUGGGUGCGGUAAAAGCCUCCUGAAAAGGGGUAUCUGAAGCGAACCAUAGAAGCUUCUCAUAAAGGUCGAUUGCAUCAACAAGAAAGAAUGGAUCCUCCUCAUACAUUGUUUUGCAACUU